Molecule: messenger RNA, 6423 nt
Organism: Chinchilla lanigera (long-tailed chinchilla)
Lineage: Eukaryota; Metazoa; Chordata; Mammalia; Rodentia; Chinchillidae
Gene: Erich3
Product: glutamate-rich 3
Exons: 14
Coding region: 848-5278 (1476 amino acids)
Source: RefSeq, a predicted model, not a curated record
UGAAAGCAGGGUUCAAGUCACCCGGCACAAGGCCUGACAGAGCAGGAGCAGGUCAUCUGAAGCCAGCGCUUGAGCCUGCUCCGCCCAGCAAGGCCUUCUGGCUUCUUCGGCGCCCUGCGCUACAGUCUCGGGUCCCAGCCUAAGCACUGGCCCCUUUCCUGUGCAAAUCUUCCAUCUCUGAACAUCCUCGGAGCCUGCCGGAAAGGAGGCCUCGGCUGGGGGCAAGGACGGGAGUUUCCAAGGAGGAAGGGCGUCUCUAGCCAGGCUUUCAGAUGCAGAAACAAAGCCAUGUUGAGAAAGGAGCCCUCUGUCUGUCUCUGGAACUUGCUCCUGGCCUCUGUGUUACGACUGGGAACAACUGCAUUUCCGUGUAGCUGUGCCUGCAGGCACCAGGGGUCCGGCCGUCCUUCCUUCCUUCCUCUCUCCCUCCCGCCUUCCUUCCUUCUUUUCUUCUUCCUUCCUUCCUUCGCUAGGGCCCUGAGGGAGCACACAAGCCACAGCCACGUGUGUGUGUGUGUGUGUGUGUGUGUGUGUGCUCCCGCGUGUGUUUGUGUUUGCAGAUUACAGGUGCCUGGGGAACCCGCGCCGAAGCACAACACAGAGGGACCGGUCUGGGUCUCCUCCCACAUUGCGGCCCAGAAAAACCGGUGGAAGUUGGCUUCGCUUUGCGGCUUCCCAGGCUGGCUUCCAGCAGCGCCUGUGCGCCCGCCCGCACCUCCUCCCUUAGCAACCGGCGGCGGUGGAGACGCCCAGGCCGGGCCGCGCAGGGCAACCCCCGCGAAGGCCAAGGCCAGCGCACCCGGGCCCGCGCGUGCACCUGCCACCGCUCCAACAGCAUCCUGCAAAAAUGAGCCUUUCUCACCCCGCUGGAUUACUAGCGGCGUAUAAUAGCCUGACCGAUAAACACCUGGCUGGAUAUUUUAACAAUACCAGGAUAAGGAGGCAUCUCUUAAGAUCAGGGCUGAUCACAAGAAGUGGAAGAAUUCUUUCUGAGAAAGAAUACAAACUAAAUAUAAUGAAGCGGGAUCAUCAAAGAUAUAUUCGGGAGUGCUUAGCCCAGGCCAUUUUCCAUAAGGUUCUUGAUAUGGAGCGUUACCAUCAGCUUGAAAUAAAAAGGAAACUGGAGACCUUAGCUAGGAAAGAGCGGAUUCAGAGAUUUAAGGGGGAGCUCACAAGGCAAUCUGCUGAAAAUAAUAUGCCAAUCCUGUCCCCUCGCCCCCCCAUUGGCCCAAAGAUGCACCGUGGUCAUAGUAUUCUGGUUAAUGAAGGACAUUCCAGUCCCUCAACACUGACAUCUCCUCGACCAUACACCGCCCCAGGAAAUAUGCAGCCUCCAAUUCGAUUACAGCCGCUUCCCAGUAAUCCUGCAGUGAGGACAGUUCCAAAGCUAACUUCGGGAUCCAGAUCAAAAACCUCACUGCUGGAAAACGAAGCUCUGUUUCCCAUGGGGGGCAAGAAGGUAAUGAGGAAGUUCAGGAACUCCACGGAAAAAUCACAGAAAGUGAAUCUGUAUCAGUUUCCAAGCAUUGACACCUGCAGGAUACCCAUUCCCCCGCCACCUCCGCCCCCCAAUGGAAAGCUUGUCCGAGAAAGCAAAUCAGAGAUGUGGAGAAGAAGGAGACUUCGUCCAACCACGGCUCCAAAUGGCUUAGAACCUCUCUUUACCAAGGAUUCAGGAAGGAUUUACAAAACAUCAGUGCACAGUAACGCAGCUAUUACAAUGAUCUAUUUGGGGAAAAACGUGCACCUAGCUUAUGAUGAUCCAGACUUUCGAGAUGAAAUCAGAGUUUAUCAGCAACACUGCGGCGGGGAAAACCUGUGUGUGUACAAAGGCAAACUACUUGAAAAAGAGACCUUUCAGUUCAUUUCCAAAAGGCACCAUGGCUUUCCCUUCAGCCUCACCUUUUAUCUGAACGGGAUGCAGGUGAACAGGUUGAGCUCCUGCUGUGAGUACAAGCAUCGGAAAGGUUCCAGACUCGGAGGCAAACGAGGCUACUUUGGGUUCGUGUGUGUGGAGAGAGCCUCUCCUUGCUACAAGUGCAUUAUUGCAAUGGGCCUGGAUAAAAAAACAUCUCCACUGAAGCCUAGGAAAGAAAAGAGCCCUGAGGACAGAGAGGAUCUGAGGAAGGAGGAAGAGAAGCUGAGGAAGACUAGAGAGAACUGGAUACCAAUAGGGACCGAGACUGAGAACAAAAUCUCUACCUCCGCCACUUUUUUAGUGGAAGAAAUAAAACCAGAGGUCAGAGAGGUGAAAACUGCUGUGGAAGAAAUGGAACUGAAAGGAAAACUGGAACAAGACGUUUGGGAUGAGAAUCAGGAGUAUGAAGAAGAUUUUGAAGUAGAUGACGAGAAACAAGAUGAGAAAGCUAAUGAAGAAGGACAGGCUGAUGAUCAAAUGAAUGGAAUAUCAAAGUCACCGUCAGAGGAUGAAAAAGAUAAUUUAGGCCCUGGAAAGGAGAGUACAGUCUCGUCACAGAAGGCGGCAGAUACUGAUGACAGUGAGAAAGAUGAGGGUGAUGGCUACUCUGAAAGUGAACUGGAAGAGGAUAGACAAGAUACUAGAAGUGCUUCAUCAGUCUCAUCCGGAAGUCACCCAUAUUCUAGCGACAGUGAGGAUGACUCUGCAGAGCGGGACCGGGAAGCCCUUGCUGAUCGCAGCACGGACAAAGGUGCCAGAAGUUCAUCUUCUCUGCAGCUCAGCGAAAACGACGAGCCAAGAAAAUCCCACCUUCCGUUUGAAGAAUCUUUUGAGACUGAACUGGAAGACCAAGAAGUGAGAAAAGCAGAUGUGGGGGAGACCAAACCUCUGCCCACAGAGGAAAGCGGAGGGAACAUUCUUGAAGAAGAAAUGGAGAGAAGAACACAGGAAACUGCAGAGAACUCAUCUGAGGAGUCCAGGAAACAUGUUUUUGAGAAGGAAAAGGCAAAGGAUAAGAGCCAGCUUUGGGAAGGAAGCACUGCUAAGGUGGAGGACAAACAGGCAGGUCUCCCUGGGGUGGAGGAAGGUGCACCAAAUAGGAACUUAGUGGUGGAAGAAAGAGCAGAGUUCAACUCAAACAAGGAAUCCAAGCAGAUUACACAAGAAACACGCACUCUGGAGAAAGAAGCUGCAGAAGCUGGCGAAGGUCCCCAACACCAGGACACUGACCUAAUGGAAGACAAAGGAGGGGCAGCCCAGGAGGAGGAAGCAGGGGCUAAUGAGUUUCCCUCAGGGGAGUGGGAGCCAACAGCAGAGCAGCCAGCAUUAGCUCAACAGUUUCCAGAGGCAAGAGAGAUCCCUGUAGACCUAGCAAGUGGGGUAGAGGCAGAUGAGGAAGAGGAUGGAAGGCUGGGAAGAGAGGAGUUAGACCUCACAGUGAGCCUGUGUGGAGGGGAGGCUCCUGAAGAGCAGGCGCUGAGGCAGACAGGAAAGGCAGCUUCUUCCGCAGAGGAGCAGAACUCAGCGAAGACAGUGUUUCCAGCCGGCACAGCACAAAGCUCCCAGCACCCUCAGGAGGAGGUCACGUUGAGAGAUGCCACUACUUCAGAGAUGGGAGAGGCUGAGAAAGAGAAGGCUGUGAGCCAGACUGGGUUUGAAAGGCCAGCUGUGGAUGGAAGUGAGGAGGAAGCGCCCACAGACCUAGAGGACUCGAGGCCUGGGGAAGACGCAGAAUCCUUGAAAGAGGAUAGGGUAGAAGAGGCAACACUUGGGGGAGAGGAGCCAGACAAAGAGGGAACGGAAGUUCUGCAAGCAGAAACACCCUUGAGUUCCUCAACAGCCGAGGCCAAGGCUGAGAGAAGUGGCAUGGGUGCUUCUGGUGGCAGCCCCGAGAAGCUACCUGAGGAAACCACCCUGGGGAAGGAGAUGGUGACUGAGCUAGCACCUAACAGGAAAGAUGACAGGGAAGAAAUGUCACGUGAGCAAUUAGAUGUACCAAGAGAGAGGAGGAAAGCUGAGAGGCUGGUAACAUCUCUGAGGGAACCCGGGUCUGAGAGAAAAGUGGUGACUUGGGCAGAUGAGCUGAAGGAUGAAGACACAUUAGAAGAAGAACAAAAACUUAAAGAGGAAGAGAAGAAAACAACAAAGGAAAUAAGAUCUGAGGAGCAGGCAAAAGCACCCAGAAAUGGAAAGGAAUCUGGUGCUGAGGAUGAAGAAUCCACAGAGGCAACUGACUUAACUGAAGGCACAGAGCUUCUAGAAGAUUCCCCUGGAGAAAGAGUGGUUAAUCUGUUGGAAGUAACAUCUGAAUUUGAAAAGUCACCUGAAAAAGUAACAGCAGUGAGGAAAGAAGGAGAAGGACUGAGGGAAGGUAGAGACACAGAGCACGAAGACUGGGCAGAGGGGCAAGGCCAGGACACCACGGCCCCUUCAAAGCAGGGGGAAGGGCCUGGGCGUGGAGGAGAAGGAACAUCAGAGGGCCCUGGCAGUGAGCCACUGGGAGAGGAAAAGGUCCCUGACCUGGCCUUCCCAGACGCAGGACAGGCUGAGGAGUGUGCAGUCCUGGAUCAUGGAGGCCCUACUGGCCUGGCUGGGAGGGAUGGGGAAAAACCUCAGCAGGGGCCAGGAGGAACACAGGCCAUGAGAGUGACCCAGGAGCCUCUGCCUGAGAGAGAUCCCAGGAUGGCGAAAAAGUUCAGUGAAGAAGCAGAGGGUGAGGAACCCGAGGAGGAGAGGGAUCAGGAGACAGGAGUGAUGGAGGACAGCAACACAGAGAGGGACGGAGUCACAGGAGGAGCAUCAGUUAUGGCUGAGGAAGAAAGAGUGGCAGGGACAGCUGCAGAGAGGAAGGAGGUGUUGGCAGAUUUGAAGACAUUUGAGGGGAAAACAGUAGCAAAUACAGCCGCCUCCUCUUCAGAUGUUGCUGUGGAGGAAACCAGGCUCAAGGGGGACGAGGCACCAGGGAAAACAGCAGCUGAGGAGAGGGUGGUGGCAGAGGAGAUGGCGUUGAGCAGGGGGGUAGUGACAGCAGCUUGCACAACAGAGGCUGGGGGAGAAGUGCUUCCAGAACCUUCCAAGGGGGCAGGGGAGCCCCAGAGGCUAGGACAAGAUGGAGAGGAAGGAGAAGCAGAGGCUGCUCAGCCUACAGGCUCAGCACAAGCCAAGGCAGGGCCAGGGGUUGGUGACCCUGGGCAGGUGACAGGGGCAGCAGAAGAGUCACCCCAAGAGAGAGAGUCAGAGCCCAGUAGAGGGAGUCUAGAGGUGGUGGCUGAGCUUCCCGUGAAGCCUGACUUCUCUGGAACCCAAGAGGAGCAAGAGCAUACGGUGCAAAGACAAAGCGAGAGUGUGGAUGUUCCCUGAACAGCAGGAAGGAUGAGAUUUCGUAGCAGAUGGAUAUUUUAAAAGUGUCUCUGGAAGACAUAAAGCCUGGAGAAAUUUCCACAGCAGCAUCUCAAUAGGAUGGUAGAAUUUAUCUUUUUCUUCUUCUUUUUUAAUGUCACUGUGCUUGUCUGAGAUGAUUCCACUUGAUGAAUGGAUUUACUAUGUAUCACAAAAUGUACAGUCAUAAAAAAAUGAGAAAAAAUAAAUUUAAAAUGAAAAGAAUCAAGAUAGGACAUGUAUAUGUUCCAGAUCCCUAAGAUGAAUGUAAUUACUGUACAUCUUAGUUUUACUAAUAAAAAUUUAAGAAUUAAAAAAAUAAAGAUUGCUCAAACCUCUAGGUCUUCUCAGAAAAGAAUUGCAUUGCAUGUAUAUUUAUUUAAAUAUGGAAAUAUUCAUUUUAUGUAUGCCAGAGCAGUAAUUUAAAGUGGAAACCUUAUUUCAAAAUGCCCUUUGUUUUGUAUGUAUUUCUUUCUCAGGUAGACUUGUGAAAAACCAACUCAUAGCACUUUGUCCCUGAGAGCCUCAUUUAUGUGACCACUCAUAUCUAAAUCAAAGUAGUAAAUAAUGUAGAUAAGUGGAAUGAAUAUAAUAAUUAUACCUGGUAGAUGUAGCCCCUAGUCACACAUGCCAGCAUUCCAGAGACUAGUUGAUGUCGCUAAAUGGAAAAGAAACUUGGUUAAAUUAGUAUGCAGCUCACCUUCCUAAGUUCAGUUAUUUCAAACUUGUGAACUAACCUUGUAGUCCAUAAUAAAUUAAUAGUCACAAUAGAUUUCUAAAUUACCCCCUUGGAUUAUUUUCUAGUUGAGCAUCAGCAUGGCUCUAGGGUUUUGAUUUCCUUGAAGUUCUCUGUGCAACUGUGCCCGAAAGGGCAUGCCUUUUCUCCAGAGAGCUGGAGAAAGAAAUUGUUCAAAAGUAGCAGUUUUCCGUCAGUCUACAUACUAGUCUUUCCCAGGGCACUUUUACAAAGGACUCAACCCUUGACUCCAUCCCUGAACUUCAGAUUUCAUUAGUUUUAAAUAGAUCAUUUGGAUGGGUCAUUAGUUUUAGAUGAAUAAUAUACAUAUAUGCACAUGCAUAUAUAUCCAUAUAUACCCAUAAAUAUCUCAAAAUACAUAAUAAAGGCC